AUGCCACCUCAAACGAAAGGAGGGAGCACCUCCCGAUUCACAGUGCUUUCUCCCGAAUCAGCAAAGUCGCGACUAUCUCCCUCGUACAAUCAUGCCUUCCAGCCCUCCGCCUCUGCCAAUCCCACCGCCUCUCCAUUCACCCCUCCGCCAUCCUCACACCCCCAUCCCUCCGCACAACCAGGCCGACGACCCUUCUCCCCAUUCUCUACCUUCCGAGCCCGCUACGCCGCGCUCCCCCUCCCCAUCCGCAGCACAUUCCGCGCCCUCCGCAUCCUGGCGCCCAUCAUCCCUAUCGGCCUCUUCUUCUCCGAGCACGUCGCCCAGGUGAUGUGGGUGCGCGGCCCGUCCAUGACGCCCUACCUGAACGAAGACUACGACCAGAUGCACACCAAGAGCGACAUGGUGCUGGUCAACAUGUGGCCGUGGAGCGGCUCCGGGUGGCCCUGGGAGCGGAAGAGACACCUCGAACGCGGAAUGGUCGUGACCUUCCGCUCCCCCGCCAACCCCUCGCACAUCGCCAUCAAGCGCGUUGUUGGUCUUCCCGGCGACCGCAUCACCACCCGCGAACCCUGCAUGAAGUCGUCGCAGAUCGUGCCCUUCAACCAUGUCUGGUUGGAAGGGGAUGCGAAGGACCCGAAACGCUCCCUGGACAGCAACACCUACGGCCCCGUCAGUCUUAGUCUCAUUACCGGUCGGGUCGUCGCGGUGCUGUGGCCCCGGUGGAGGUGGCUGCAGUGGUCGGAUUGGGAGAAGGGCGUUGUGGAGGGCGAUGUUGACGGCCGGUUUGGGAAGGAUUAUCGCGCGGAUGUGAGGCAGCGGGUGUUGAAGGAGGCGGUCAAGAUUGAGAGGCCGGUGUUUGAAUAA
This is a messenger RNA of Aspergillus terreus NIH2624, 864 nucleotides long. RefSeq names its product putative mitochondrial inner membrane protease subunit Imp2. The transcript is spliced from 2 exons. Gene Ontology annotation, cellular component: membrane; mitochondrial inner membrane peptidase complex. Gene Ontology annotation, molecular function: serine-type endopeptidase activity. The record is from RefSeq and is a predicted model, not a curated record. Lineage: Eukaryota; Fungi; Ascomycota; Eurotiomycetes; Eurotiales; Aspergillaceae. The coding region runs from base 1 to 864 and encodes 287 amino acids. Gene Ontology annotation, biological process: mitochondrial respiratory chain complex assembly.